UCCUGUCAUCGUCAUCUCUAGAUGAUCUCUUUGGAUUUUAAAUGGCGUAUUAUUGCUUGUAAACUUUUUCAGUUACUGAUAUAAAUUGAUUUAUCUGUUAAAUAAUCGUUGUUUUAAAGUGUUUAUUGUUGAGAUCAAGAUCGUUAAAUAAUAUCAAGGUUUACCAACAUCUGAAUCAUGAGCCGAGGAAUUUUUUUCACCCGAGGACGUGUGAGCCGUUACAGAGGAAGUGGAGGAUUCCGCGGAAGCAGUAUCAGGCGGGGGAGGGGAGGAGAAAAUGGUUUCUCAUCUCGGAGUGAUAGAGGCUCUAAAUGGAACUAUGGAGGCUCAUCUAGAGGAAAUGACCGAUUUGGCUCCAGCAGUCGUAUGGAUGACUCCGGCUAUCAUCGGUUUGGUGGCGGUGCCUCGUCAAUGCGUCGUUCUCAAGAAGAUAGUUAUCGGGGACGGAGCGAGUAUCGCGGAUACAGAGGAGGAAGCUUUGGAGGGGAUAAGCGUGGAGCUGGUAGCUUGAGCAGUCGUCCGAGAAGUGACAGCUAUCCGUUCAGGAAGACGGUUAGCUCCUCUUUUCGAGGCCGAUUCACUAGCUCGAUUCGGAGCAUUGGCCGAUCGAGAGGCGGCCGAAUAUCAAGAGGAUUUCGCUCCGAUCCCACCAGAAUGACCCCUCGAAAACUGGCCGUAAUAGGCGGACUCAUCAACAGAACACAGGGAGACCUGCAAAGGCUGAAAAUGAAUUCGGCAAUUAAGAGGAUAAAAGAUUUGGAGAAGCAGGUCAAAUCCGAAGAAAACAUCGACUGGGAUACGAUUGAGGAUGAUGAGGAAGAAGUCGUCGAAGAAGAGGUUGAAACCGAGGUAGAAGAGUCAGCUGAGGAAGAGGCUGAUGAACAAAGUCCCAAGAAGAAGAAGAAGAAGAAAGGCGAAGAAGUAGAAAAGAAGAAAACUGAUGAGUUAGUCGAGGAAGGUGAAGAAGUAGAAGAUUCGCCUAAAAAGAAAGUCGUCAAGAAGGUGGUAAAGAAAGUAGUGAAAAAGAUUGCCAAAAAAGAAACUCCGACAAAGAAGAAGGAUUCAAAAGAGGAAGGAGAGGGUGAAGAGGAAGAAGCUAAUGAAGCUGACGAAGAAAAAAUUGAGAAGGAAGAUGAGAAAAAAGACGGCGAUGAUGCUGAAAAGUCUGGUGACUUCAAAUUCGAAUGUCCUCGUUGCAAAACUACCUGCCUGACUGAAAAGGGCUACAACAAGCAUUUGAAAGGUGCCAAGCACAUGGCUGCCAUGCAGAAGCUGACAAUAGCACUUCGCUCCAAGCUGAGCAUAAUGCGCAUUGAGCAGCGUCGUGAACAGCGUAUCAUUGACGAGCAGCGCAGCAGUAGAAAUUUGAAUACUAUUUUCUGCGCAAUUUGUAAACUAAAUUUCCGCUGCUUGGCUUCAGCACAUGCUCGUUCUUUCAGACACCAGAAAAUGAAGAAAUUCCUGAUGCCGAUGUGCCGUGUAUGUGGCAUAACUGCAAAAUCACCAAUGCAGUAUGAGCAUCAUAUCUGUGAAGUGAAUCAUUUGAAGAGGGCAGCCAAAAAAGACAAAGAAAGGGAAGUGGACAAAGACAACUACAUGGUUGUAGAUGCUGUUGGCUCUCAAGACGAAGAAUCUGACAAAGAAGGAAAAGAGAAGUCAAAAACUGAAAAUAAAGAUAAAACUGAGGAGGGUCAGAAGGAAGGCGAUAAGUCACCAGAGAAAAAGAAGAAGAAUCUAGAAGUUGAAUAUGGUUACGAAUUCUGCAAGCAGAUCAGCGUUAUGUUCUGCGACCUGUGCGAGUCGUACCUGCCGCAGGCGUGCUCCGCCAUGGAGGAGACCGCACUGGCGGCGCACUGCCGCAGCCGCAGGCACAUGGACCGCUUCAUCCAGCUCAAGAAGUAUCAGCGACGCUCCAUGCUCGAAAAGACAGAGAAGCUGGAAGAGAAGCAGUUGGAGGAGAAAGAGAAGAAGUCAUUGUCGUCGGCCGGGAAGGUAGUGAACGGCGUGACGCCGGAGAAGUCGCCGAAGAAGAAGGAGGCCUCCUCGGCGCCAGCCGACGACGACAAGAUCUGGUCGGCGCUGGGGGACUUCCUCGACCAGGUGCAGCCGGCCGAUGACGAGGAGGCAGCUGGCACCCGCUACGACCGCUUCAAGGACAGCGACCAGCUCAGGGAGGGUGCCCACGAGGAGGAGGAAGAGGAGGAGGAGGUCGAGGACGAAUGAAAAGGUUGGAUCAUCUGUUAACUAAUCAUGGAUGCUCUAGACAUUUGCAAUGAUGACAUUGGUUUAACAAUAUUUUAUUUGUGUUCUGUGACUGUCUAAGAUUUUAUCUGAUUUUUCCAUUAUGUUAGAAGACAAGAAAUUUUAUUCAAUUACUAUGUAUUCAAAUGGAAUUAUAAAAGCUUGUACUGUACUGUAGAUUUAACUAGGCAUUAAGUUGGUAUCAAUACAAUUUUUUAUCACGUGUCAAAA
Messenger RNA from Nilaparvata lugens (brown planthopper), 2472 nucleotides. Its product is annotated as zinc finger protein on ecdysone puffs. The coding region runs from base 178 to 2223 and encodes 681 amino acids. The record is from RefSeq and is a predicted model, not a curated record. Lineage: Eukaryota; Metazoa; Arthropoda; Insecta; Hemiptera; Delphacidae. Gene Ontology annotation, cellular component: nucleus. The transcript has 15 exons.